GUGAUCGAUAUCAAUAAAAAAUGUGUUCGAUAAAACGUUCGAUAUUUUUUAUUCUUCGUCGGAAGAAAACAGAGGUUGCAUUAACAAAGGCACUGCUCUCUGGUAACCUAGCAACGUAGGGAGUGACACGCUAACAGCCAAUCAUGUAACAAUAUCAGUUUGGUUGCGCCAUAUCGUUGUCUCGUGCUGGUCUGCUGGAUUCCUUUUCAUAAGCAGAAAAUGAGUGCCGCAGCGAGCAAGGAAAUUGUAAAUAAAAGAGGAAAAGUCAGCUCGCCAGUAUGGCAGUUUUUUGGAUAUUAUAAGUCUGACCGUAGUCAGACCAAUGUCGUCUGCAAAUUAUGCAAGACCGUCGUCCCCGCCAAGACUGGUAAUACCACGAACUUGAUGUACCACCUUAGCCGCGCUCACCCUUUGGAGCACAGCCAUAUUCAACCAACAACAUCUGUAGCUGCAGCACCGCACAAGCAGCAGACCACCAUGGAGAGGUACUCUGCAUCAGUGCCUUAUGACAAAGAAUCUAAACGGUACAAAGAUAUAACGGAGGCAGUGGCAUAUCAUAUAGCCAAAGACAUGCUUCCGCUUAGGACUGUCGAGAAGCCAGGUUAUAAAAAUCUUAUACACGUGCUUGACCCACGCCUAUGUUCUUCCUGGCCGAAAGUACUUUUCUAAGACUGCCAUUCCUAAGCUGUAUGUAAUGUGCAAAGAAUCUGUGCAGCAAGAAAUAUUGUCAGCCAAGUACUUUGCAACAACCUCUGACCUGUGGUCAAGCCGUACUUCUGAGCCAUACAUUAGCUUGACCAUUCACUUCAUCGACAAUGAAUGGGGUUUGAAAACCAGAUGCCUUGAGACUGCAUACUUCCCCGAAGAUCACACAGGAGAAGUGAUAGCAGAAGGCUUGAAGGAGGCACUGUUGUCCUGGAGUCUGAUUGAAGACAAAAUGGUGUGCAUCACCACAGACAGCGGGGCAAAUGUAGUAAAGGCGACUUCACUGAACAACUGGACACGGCUGCAGUGUUUUGGCCAUCGUUUGCACUCUGCUAUUGGUGCUGCAGGAAAAGAUAAAAGAGUGGAGAGGGCUGUAGGUGUGUGCAAGAAAGUGGUAUCUACCUUUUCUUACUCGUGGAAGAAAAAGAGUGCGCUCUCUAAAGCACAGGAACGUCUCCAUCUUCCCACACACCAGCUGGUCACAGAGUCACCUACCAGGUGGGGCUCAAGACAAAAGAUGGUGGCAAGGGUCCUAGAGCAACAAAAGGCCAUCACUGAAGUUCUGUCUUCUGACAAAAACAACAGGCACCUGAUCCCAACGUGGCAGGAUAUUGACGUCCUUGAGUCAAUGCAUGCGGCCUUAACUCCUCUUCUGGAGUUCACAGACUCCCUUUCUGGGGAGUCAUAUGUGACGGUCUCGUACGUGAAGCCUGUGCUCCACCUUUUGAGGGGGACACUCAGCUCACAAAAGAGCUGA
Messenger RNA from Onychostoma macrolepis, 1462 nucleotides. RefSeq names its product E3 SUMO-protein ligase ZBED1-like. The transcript is spliced from 2 exons. The coding region runs from base 695 to 1462 and encodes 255 amino acids. Lineage: Eukaryota; Metazoa; Chordata; Actinopteri; Cypriniformes; Cyprinidae. The record is from RefSeq and is a predicted model, not a curated record.